UUUCAUGGCUGCGACGCUAGAUUAUUUUAUAUCAAAUGAAUAAAAUCGAAUCUGGGACGUAUGUGCCACUAACUGCAUUAUGUACACCUGAAAAUACGAAGAUUAGACAUAUCCAGGAUUAUUUAACUGGUUAAAUUAGUAAGAACCAAAAGACUGCUAGAAAAUGAUCUGCUUGGUGGCACCGUUUUGACAAAUACGUGCUGUGGAAUUUGUAUUUAAUAUAGACCGCCGCUGUUCUGUCAAAAUAAGACAUUUUGUCGGGAUUUUUUGUUUAUGUGGUAUAUGUAGACAGCUGUCGCUGCAGGUCGUGUUUUUGUGCACUCCCAUUUCGGCGUUUGGCGCCGCUUCCAGCGUUUUUAAACCCGUCGUGUGUCUUCCAGCUUCCCUGUGUCAGGGCUGAACCGUAAUACGUUACUACUGCGUGACACCUUCGGUUAGCUGCAGAGCGCGAGCGAAGCAUCACGCCUGUAACCUCAUUAAAAACAAGGGAAGCGAUGUAUUUAUAUAUGUAGUUCAACUUUGCGGAUGCGUAUUUGAACAAGGACGGAUAUGUAAUGAGUGGCACGGAUUCGGAAGUCCUGUGUUGGAAAUAUUAAAAAGAAACCGUGAUAAAUCACAAUUUUCCUGGAUCGACAGAUGUGUGUUAUCAGGAGGUAACGGUGGCCACACUGCUGAAUGCUUAGCGGCCUGCGUUUGCCGGAGAGUGACGCGCCACUUGAAAACAUUGUAGUGCGGAUACAAGGCAGCCAGUGAUGGGACUCGGUAAAGAACGCCAGAUAUACAUUUCAGUUACGAUUUUCGUUUCUUUGUGUUUGUAUGUGUGAAAGAGCGAGAGUGAUGUCUGACGUCCAUUGUUUUUGUAACUGUAGACGUAGGCUCAUGAAGUGAUUUUAAAAGUAAAAAAAUAUAUGAAAUAGACUGUGAAAUGUCUGUCUCAUUUUAACAUGCAGGUUUUAGUUGUGAUUUUAAAUUCUGAUCAAAACAUGAAUCUUAUUAUUGUCAGUUAUUUGGUUUUUGAAAUACUUUUGCUUUAGUAAUAUGUCAUUUAGUUAACAUGCAACUAUAAGGCAAGAUCUCCAUAACUAUCCUUGGAGCUUCUGAAUUUGAAUGUUUGAGACAGCAGUCAUACAGCACUCUGUCAGCAACAGGAAAUGUAGCUUUUUUGUCACAUUUAUAUAAAGGGUUUAAAUGAAGAUAGUCCCUCUACCUUGUGAAGAAUUUUAGAAGAGAAGUCUGUUUGACCUUGCAACUCUUGGUACUUGCUAACUUAUUUUUUGUAUAUACUAUUUUAGAAAACAUUUGUUUGCAAAAUCAUGUCACCACAUUAGAAAAGGACAAGAUGGGUCCUCUGGCGAUGGAUAGGAGAAAAAGGAUAGAUAACUAGAAAGACAGAGAGCAGUCACUGCUGCUGUGCUUCCUCCGCUGUUACCACAGUGAAAUAGCAGGUGUGACCAGAUAGGGCUGUUUGCCGGCGCUUUAAGGAAAGCUGCUGAACAGCUGAAGGGGGAAAACUGACAGGAAAAGGUUCCCUGGGAACAAAGAGAGAAACAGAAACGGAGAGAGACAAAGAACAAGAGGAAAGGAGGAUAGGGAGGAGAGGUAGAAGCUGUCCCCAAUGGCAACGGACCCUGGAGAACCCACAUCCACAGAUGACUCCUCUGACAAACCUGAUGGAGGGCAGGGCCGAGCAUGUGAGCCGGGACCUGAGGAUGGGACUGGCAAGGAAAGGGAGCGGAAUCACAGCACACCCUCCGAUUUUCCCUCCUCCCAAACUAAGGAGAAAAGUGGGGGAGGUGGCGGGGGCGAGGAGGACUGGCGUCCACCUCGGCCUCUGUCGGCCUCUACGCCGUCAUCCCCAGCAGCUCUAGGUGGCAAACUGAAGAAGGAGAGGAAACGCUUCUUCCGGAAGAGUGUGGAGAUUUGUGAGGAGGAGGAUGAAGUGGAAGUGGCACUGGGUGUGACGCGAAGCGCCCCUCACCUAGACUCCAAGACUUCCGAUUCUGUAUUUGCUGACAGUGCCCCACAGCAAGUGCCUGACUCCACCACCUCUGCCACUGUGGCGGAUGAUGGCUCUGGCGUUGCCUUCACCAUUGGCCUGGAUCCUGACAAGAGUGGCCCUACUGUGUGCUCCGCCCAGAAGGGCAAGGAAAGAGACCGGGAACAAGAGGAGGAGGCUGAGAUGAAGGCGGUGGCCACCUCCCCUGGAGGACGCUUCCUGAAGUUUGACAUUGAGCUGGGCAGGGGAGCCUUCAAGACUGUGUACAAAGGGCUGGACACAGAGACCUGGGUGGAGGUGGCUUGGUGCGAGCUGCAGGACCGCAAGCUGACCAAGGCAGAACAGCAGCGCUUCAAGGAGGAGGCGGAGAUGCUGAAGGGGCUGCAGCACCCCAAUAUCGUGCGCUUCUACGACUCCUGGGAGUCAGUACUACGGGGAAAGAAGUGCAUCGUACUGGUGACAGAGCUCAUGACCUCCGGAACCCUGAAAACGUACCUAAAGCGUUUCAAGGUGAUGAAACCCAAGGUUCUGCGCAGCUGGUGUCGGCAGAUCCUGAAGGGUCUGCAGUUCCUGCACACGCGCACACCACCUAUUGUGCACCGUGACCUCAAGUGUGACAACAUCUUCAUCACAGGACCUACAGGCUCUGUCAAGAUCGGUGACCUGGGCCUGGCCACGUUGAUGAGGACCUCUUUCGCCAAGAGUGUCAUAGGAACCCCAGAGUUCAUGGCUCCAGAAAUGUACGAGGAGCACUAUGAUGAGUCAGUGGAUGUGUACGCCUUUGGGAUGUGCAUGCUGGAGAUGGCCACCUCAGAGUACCCCUACUCUGAGUGCCAGAACGCCGCACAAAUCUACCGCAAAGUUACUAGUGGUAUCAAACCUGCCAGUUUUGACAAAGUGAGUGACCCUGAAAUUAAGGAGAUUAUUGAGGGCUGUAUUAGACAGAAUAAGAGUCAGAGGCUAUCUAUCCGGGACCUGCUAAAUCACGCAUUUUUUGGUGAGGACACAGGAGUACGUGUAGAGUUGGCUGAGGAAGACACGGGUCACCAGGAUUGCCUAGCACUCCGCAUAUGGGUGGAGGAGCCCAAGAAACUGAAGGGCAAGCACAAGGACAAUGAGGCCAUCGAGUUCAGCUAUGACCUGGAGAAUGACAGUGCUGAGGAGGUGGCCCUGGAGAUGGUGAAAUCUGGCUUCUUCCAUGAGAGUGAUGCCAAGGUGGUGGGCAAGUCUAUUCGAGACAGAGUUACGCUCAUCAAGAAAUCCCGAGAGAGGCGUCAGCAACAGCUACAGUAUGGGCUGGAAGACAGGAGAGAUUCCACCACGCUCACUUCCUCGCAUCCAUGCACCCGGCCGUUUGGCCACACCUCACUGGGCCCAGGAGCGACAGCUGAAGGUGGAGUCCCUGGGGAGGCUGAUGACGUGCCAGAGGUUGAACAGCUGGUCAGGCAGCAGCCACACAUACACGGUGUCACGGCCACUGGCCUCCCAGAAGGAGAGAGUGUCCCUUCUGUCAGCUGUGACUUGGCUCCCAGUGGGCAAAACCAAGCCUUUCCCCUCCCGGGAGAAUGCGCCCUGCAGGCAGGGUACCCUUACGCCCACGGACAGUCCGUCUACCAAACCACCACCUCUGCGGUGCAGAGUGCUGGGGGCGUCUCCCAAUCACAGCUCCCUGCCUCGUGUCAGAGUGUGCCUGUUGGCCAGGCUGGCAGUGUUUCCAGUGCCCCUCUUGGGCAGAGCAUGGGGCUACCUUGCGUGCCCAUAGGACAGAGCCUGCCGCAGCCAGCUGCUAUGGCAACACCGCAAUCCCCAGAAGUGCCACAGCAGUAUUCACUGUCAUACCACUCGGAUGGAUCACAAGUACUGUCACUCCAGUCAGGGGAUGUUGCGCCCCCCCAUGCCUUAGUUGCAUCCUCACAACCUUUCCUGCCCCCAGUCUCACCUCAAGGCCCUAUUAAUGUCCACACUGGAGAACACACUGAGCUGUUGUAUUUGCCCCAGGGUGGGGCAGGAGUUACUGCAUCCCUGUCUCAACAGCCACCCCCAAAUGUCAUGCAUCAGCCUGAACCUAUGAACAACUUGUUGCCCCAAGCCCAACUUCCUGUAGUCCACCAACAAACAAUCGUGCAGCAACAUCAGCAGGUAUUAUUGGAACAACAAGCCACCUUGCUCCAGCAACAUCAGAUGGAGCAGCAACAGACAGUUAGGUUACAGCAGCAGCAACAAUCCAGUUUGACUAAGCAACACCAAGCUGGUGUGUCUCAACAGCAACAACUGCAAGGUAGUUUUUUUCAACCCCAACAAGCAAGUUUGGUUCAGCAACAGUCCAGUGCUAGUUUGCUUCAGCAACAAAUGCAAGCUAGUUUAGUUAAGCAGCAGCAACAUGCUAGUUUGGUUCAGGCACAACAAGCUAGUUUAGUUAAGCAUCAGGGUAGUUUUGUUCAGUCCCAAAACCCAAGUUUGGUUCAAGAGCAACCACAAGCUAGUUUCAUUCAACAGCAACAACCAGGCACAUUUCUCCAGCAGUCUCAGGAGAUUCCUUUUCAAUUGCCAGUAGAACAACAUCAGGCACAGGCUUCAAUGCCACAGCAACCAUUCAAACAGCAGCAGCAUCCAUGUUCACUCCAGCAGUCAUUUCCAGCUUUGGCAGAGCAAGUCAAGCCAUGUCACCAGGUUUAUUUGCAGCAGCAGGCAGAUCAACAGCACCAGCAGCAAGUCUUGAUGCAGCAGCAGCAAGGUGUUUUACAGCAACAAAAGCAACAUCAAUUUUAUGUACAACAACAACAGGCUGAUCAACAAAUAUUGAUGCAACAGCAGUGUUUACAGACACAACAGGUGAUGCUACUACAUCAGAAGAGGGAGCAACAACAGCAUGUAAUGCAGCUACAACAGGUUGAGGAACAAAAUAUUUUAUUACAGCAGCAACCACAGGUUGACCAUCACCAGGCUUUAUUCCAACAACAGAUUGACAUAAAACAACAACAGGGUUUAUUACAACAACAACAACAGGUUGAGCAACAACAACCAGUUGAGCAACAAAAACAGGCUUUAUUACACCAACAAAACAUUGAGAAACCACAGCAGGUAGAGCACCAACAUCAGGCUUCAUUAAGCCAACAGGUUGAGCAACAACAGGCUUUAACACAAGUUAAACAACAGGCUUUAUUACAUCAACAAGUUGAACAACAACACCAGGCGUUAUUGCAGCGACAAAAAGCUUUGCUACAACAACAACAGAUUGAACACCAACAGCUUCAUCAACAGUGUGCCAUGCAGCAGCAACAGGUACAUCAGCUCACUGGCAUGCAACAUCAUGUGGAACAAGAGCAGCAACAACCUAUUUUACAGCAGCAGACAGAGAAGCAGCAGACUAUGUUUCAACAGCAGCAGCAAGCUGUACUACACCAACAAACUGAUAAACAACAGCAGCAUGCUGUGCCACCACAGAUGGAGAAACAGCAAGCUAUAUUGCAGCCAUACCACCAGAUUGAGUCGCAUCACCAACUGCAGCAAAUGGAGAAGGAGCAAACGGAGCAGACCAUAAUACAACAACCAAGGGAGAUCCUGAAGGUAGCGGUGAUACCAAAAGACAAACAAGCUUCAGGUCAAAUACAGCAACUGAGCUUUUUACCGCAACAAGGAGCUUCAUUGCAGCAGCUUCAAGGAACACUUGUUCAAACCCAAACUGAUUUGCAGAUCAUGACUCAAAUUUUAGCCCAAAGCCAGACUUCAGUUCCAGUACAGGGUACACCCAAGGACCACAUUCAGGCCCAAACUCAGUCUCAGGCUCUGGUCCAAUCUCAAUCCCUAGCCCAAAACCCAGUUCAGAUAUUUGGUAACCCCUUGGUCCAGAGUUGUAUCCCAGUGGUACCCCAGGUUCAGGACUCAAGUCAAGUACAAACUAUGAUCCAGGUUCAAAACCAAUUACAGGCCCAGCUCUCAGUGCAAGGUCAAAUCCAAAAGCAGCCUCUAACAGAAGCACCACAACAGAGUCAAGCUCAGUUGUACAGUAACCAACAGGUUCUAACACCAGCACUGGCCCAAGGCCCAGUGCAACACGUUCAGUCUCAGAUUCACCAGGCACAAAUCCAAGGCCAAGCUCCUCCGUUAGAUCAAAUUGAGCCCCAGAUUCAGUCCCAGUGCUGUGUUCCGCAGAUUCAGGGCCAGGCGCAGGUAAUUUCCCAAAGCCAAGUCUUGUCUCCAAACCUUGGUAAAGUUCACCAGCCAGCCCCAGCUCAUGUGCCCAGCCAGACCCAGCCUCCAGUGUUAGAGCAAUCUCAGAUUUCAGUGCCCACCUACGUACAGCCUCAGUCCCAAGAUUCAGCUGGUGUGCAUCCGGCUUCAUACCCACAUGAUCUGCAGGCCACACAGCAUAUGCCACGAGACCUAGGGAUGGCUGCGCAACAACAAUCACUUUUGCAUUAUUCGCAGACGGUGCCAUCUCAGGGAGUGACUGGAGCUCUUUUUGCAGCAGCCUCUGCAACCAUAACUUCCCCAUCCUUACCCCCGACCCCCAAGCACCAGCAACCUGGUCAGGGCCAGAUGCAGCCAGUGUUGCAGGUACAUCCACCUGACCAACAGCUGCCACAGGUACACCCACCUGACCAACAGCUGCCACAGGUACACCCACCUGACCAACAGCUGCCACAGGUACACCCACCUGACCAACAGCUGCCACAAGCCUCACAACUGCAGCAGCAGCAGCCUCAAGUUCAUGCAGCCCCUGUACCAACUCAGUCCCCGCUACUAGUCCUGAAGCAAUGUGCACUUCCUCAUGAACAUGAUCAAUUGCCCGUUCAUCCUCAAGUUGGCCUCCAUCAGUCACCCUUGAUCCCACCAGGUCAUUUGACCCAGCCCCCUUCCAAGACAGCUCCUCCCCUGUACAGUCAGGUAGGGGCUGGCCUGCUGUCUUCCCCACAGCACCAGCACACGCAGAUGCUCGCCCAGGCUCAUGCUCAUUCUUGCACACAGACACAUAUUGAUGGUUUGAUGGGAAGUACAGAACAUGCACUCUCCAAUCCCCCUGGCCCUGUCCAAUCCCCACAGCCCCCUUCUGUUUCACCCAUCCUUCCCACCACCUUGUCCUCCAUUCCUGUUGCUGAGCCUGGCUUGAACCAGCCCCCUCCAACAGAAGUGCAAUUAGUCCAGUCCGGGGUGCCGAGGGGCAUCAGCCACACCUCCCCACCUCCUUCCACUGCUUUCCAGUCCUUCAGCUCUAAUUUGCCCCUGCUGCCCUCGUCUUCAUUACCAGACUGUGAACCUGCCUUGCUGGCCAUCGCUAAGGAUACUCAAGCACAGACUGGUACAGAAAAACAGUCAUCAUCCAGCUGUGCUUCUGCCGCUGGGGAUGAACUAAAUCUCCAGUUGGGAAAUGGGAAGAUGGAGAAGGUGAAAUCCCAGAGGAGAUCUUCCUAUCAGAGAGUUGAGAAGGUCACACACUUCCAGCUGAGCAUGCUUCAGGUGUCUAGCAGUGGAGACAACAUGGUGGAGUGUCAGCUGGAGACCCACAGUAACAAAAUGGUCACCUUCAAGUUUGAUACUGAGGGCGAUGCCCCUGAAGACAUUGCGGAUUAUAUGGUGGAGGAAGAUUUUGUCCUAGAGUCAGAGAAGGAAAAAUUUGUAGAAGAGUUGAAGACAAUUGUCACACAAGCACUUGAAAUUCUUCACUCUCAGUCACAGACUGGUUCCAUGGAGCAGCUGCAUGUGACCACUCCCGCAUCCACUAGCAUGGAUUCAGUGUGCCAGUCUUCCCCUGUGGGUCGCUGGCGAUUUUUCAUCAACCAGACAAUUCGUCAUCGGGAUGCUCAAUGUAAUCAAGGAACUUUAACACCUCCCCCUGCUGGAGAAAGUCAGAUAUUACACAAUGCGGACAUGACCAUCAAAAAUGAUUGUGAAGCUCCACAGAGGUCUGGAUCCUUCAGUGGUGUCAGUGUCCCUCCAGUUCCUACCUCCAGUGUUUCUGUUUCCACUGUUUCUGCCCCAGCUUCAAUGUCUGCCCCAGCCAUUGGUGCCCCUGCCUCUGACUCUAAUACUCGCAUCUCAGUUUCUGUCUCUAGUGGUGUUGCCGAUGUCCCAUUUGCUUCCGGUGGUGUUGAUUCGCGUCACACCUCAGCACCCGCCGAUCAACCCUCUAAGGCCACAAUUUCCAUUUCAACAUCUGACUCUGAUACCAACCUCUCAAAUGUUGCCCCUGUCACUGCGGGCUCUAUAGCUGUGCUUACUCCAUAUCCUGUCACUUGUGUCUAUGGCACUGUGGCCAUGAGUGUUGGGAAAUCAUCCCCACCAGAGCAGUCUAUGCCCCAAAGUGACGAGGUCGAACAUUUCAUGUCCACUGCAGUCCAUCCUGUCCCUGCCGCUAACCACACAUCUGCACAGCCAGAGCAGACCUCGGAACUCACAGAGAACUCGCUGCAAGACCACCCUAAGAACUGGACAGAAGGACCCCCAGCAACGAGACCAAUGGCAGAGCAGCAGGUAUCACAAAUGCAGCAAAUAAAAGAGCAGCUGCCCACUGCAUAUCAGCAAGAGCAGCAGCAGUCACUGCAACAGGUAGGCUGGGAGCAGACCCUACAGAAACAGCCUCUCCUGCAGACUGACCUCGAACAGGUGCAGCAGCAGCAGCAAGCUUUACUUGAGCAUCUGCACAGAGAGAAGCUCGAGCAGCUGCAGCAGACCCUGUCGCAUCAAGUGCAGCAGUCAGGACCACAGCAUCAUGGUCACGGGGUUCUGGAUGGGACUCAUCAGCAGCAGAUUCCUCAGACGCAUCAGUCACUGCACCUUGAACAGAUGCAGCAUCAGCUGAUACCACAGCUGGUAAAUAUAGAGCAAAUGCAAAAGGAACAACAAGAGGCAUCACAGUUCCCGCUUGUGGCACAGCAGCAGCAACCAGUACAGCCCCCCCAGCAGCUCUCCCCGUAUUUCCCUGUGGAGCAGUGUGUCAUUCAGCCGCAGCCCCCAUGGCCCCCACAGGAGCAGCAAGUGGCAGAGGAUGCAGCCAGUCCUUCAGGCCCAACGCUGCCUUUCUCUAAUCCCCCUCAGCCUGCCUCCACUCCUGCGGGCCCCUCCGACCCCCCACUGCCCUCAGUCACUCAGACUCUUACUCCCUCCCCAGCACAGCCCUCUUCUGUGGGUGAGUCGGACAGUGAGGGUCCACCUAAGAUUGAAUAUGUAGACAACCGUAUCAAAACUCUGGACGAGAAGCUGAGGAAUCUGCUGUACCAGGAGUACAGCAGCGGGGUCCCAGUUGCGGCGAGUUCUGCCAUAGCUCCAGCUGGACUCCUCUCUUCUGCUAUGCCAGGCUUAACGGUGCCAGAGGGGGAGGAGCCUACUGAGCCGCUCCAGAGCCGCCCUCCCGUCCCACCGCCAGCCUCAUCCUCCGACACCUCUCCUCAUUCUUCCUCAUCCACCUCCUCUUCAUCUACUUCACGCUCCUCCUCAACUUCCCCUGAUGCAGAGGGACAGCCUGGUGCUGAAGAGGCAGUGUCGGACCACAGGGUCCCUGAAGCCACCUCGGUGGCCGUUGAGCAACAGCCGGUGGGGGCCUUCUCCUCAACCUCUCCACCCCACUCCCUGCCUCUGCCUCCACGGGAGGAGUCGGCCACAGCCCCGAGUCUGCCCGCUGAGGCCGCCGUGUGUUCUGCCCCCCUCCCCUCUGAAGACAGCACCCCCGGAGAUGCCGCAUGGUCCCCCAAUCAGCAAGCACCCCCACUUCGGCCAGGACAGCAGCAGCUCAACGCAGGAGGUGGAUAUUUUGGCCUAAACCUGACAUGUCCUAGUAUCAGAAACCCUGUUAGCAAGAGGUCCUGGACUCGCAAAUUCAAAAGCUGGGCGGUCAAACUGCGCCACUCCGCCAGCUUGUUCAAGAAGCCCAGAGUGCCGCAAGAAAGCAGCAGCCUGUCUCUAAAAGAGGAGAGUGUCACAGCCCAUGUACAAACUCAUUCUUCCACAGGCCGUUUUGAGGUGAUCCCAGUGCCCCAGCUGCCUGAGGUGCCAGCAGCACAGCAGCCUGCACCGUCCAAGGAUGCUGUCCAGAGGCGGGUUGGCCGCUUCUCCGUUAGCCAGCUGGAAGGUCAAGCAGAAGACGGGCUAACAGACAGCUCCCCUGCGUCGCCUGAUGACGAGGCAGAGGAGAAGAGGUGUAAAGUGAAGGAGAGGGAGAAGGAGAAAAAGAGGCCCCCAGCCCCCCCUGUCCUGCUCAGGGGUUACUGCCCAUCCCCUCUCGGCAGCAGCGAUGAUGAUGAUGGCAGUGGCCUGGAGGAUGCAGACCUGCGGCGAGAGCUGCAUUGCCUGCGGGAGAGGCACAUCAAGGAAGUGGUCUCCCUCCAGGCCCAGCAGAACCUAGAGCUGCAGGACCUCUACAGGCAGCUGCGUUCCCUCAGAGACCAUCGUCUGGCCUUGCCUCGAUCCCCGCAGCACCAUCCAGCCGUCUCCCCCAUCCUGUCCCCGCGCAGGCCCCGCCCCACAAAAGCCAAGCUCCGUUCCCGGCCCCACUCACACGUGGACAACAAUGGAGCCACGCAUGCUGCAGGAAACCAGCAGUCCAGCAGCUUCUCAGGUGGGGAGGAGGGCAGGUUUCCCCUCUUCUGCCCCCCAGAAUACUCCCCUGUUCCGACAACUGCGAGAGACCCCAGCCCCUUACCUCAGGGCUCAAACAAUAGGAAGAGCACAUUUACGGAUGACUUGCAUAAACUGGUGGACGACUGGACCAAAGAGACUACGGGUCCAAAUGUCCCCAAGCCCUCGCUCAAUCAGAUCAAGCAGAUUCAACAAGUGCAGGAGAUAGGAGGUUGGAGCCAACCGGCUGAGAUUACCACCUCUAGUUGGUUUACGCCUGUUCCCCCGAACAUCCCAUCAGCCCCUGCUCCUGUUGCCGGAUGUUCUGUGUCUCCCCCUCAGAUUGAUGUUGGAGGGGUGCCGGUUCUAUGGAGUGGAGUGGGGUCAACAGACACUCAGCCACUAGCGGGACAGCACCACCAAGCGCACACACACUCAGCAGCUCUGGAGCUGCAAGAUCUGCAUCAGCAACUACAUAUGCAGCCUCAACUGUUACACCUCCAGCUGCAGCAGACUCCAGUUAACAUGUUCCAGUUACAACAAAAUCCACUUCAAUCAAAUUCGCAGCAGAUACAGGCUCCACUGCUGUCUCAGAACCAGCUGCAGACAGAACUUCCCCACCUACCUCAGCAGAAUCAACCACAGACUCAGUCAAGCUCUCCUCAGAAGCCCCCCUUGAUGUCUGCACUUCCCAGCUCUGGCACUACUUCACACCCUGAUGGUUGCACUGGAACAGUGGUGUUUUCAUCUUCCUCUUCGUCAUCUUCAUGUUUGUCAUCUGCUUUACCUUCUAGUGCCAUUUUGCACUCUACGGCCGCAGCCUCAACAUUUCCUUUGGGGCAACAGUAGUAUAAGGGGUUAGGGGGUUAGGGCAGAGUGUGAGUAAGACACCCGUAUGUAAAGGAGCUGGCCAAGUGAUAGAGCCGAACAGCACUGCGAAGCCACAUCAUGUGUGUGAUGGUCGUGACAAUAGAUGAGAUGAUGACUAGCAGACUCGAUUCGCUUGAGGCAAUAAGGGGAGUGAGGACUUGAGUACGUGGAACACGGCAAAAAAUCGCUAGACGAAGGAGCCAUUGUAUAGGCUGCAUGCAGAAGGUGCCUUGGUCUUAGGUGUAAUGUAAAUUAAUAAUGUGUAUAAUGGGUGUGUACGUGUGUGUGUGUGUGGGUGUGUAUGUGUGUGUUCAUGACAUUUUUUGUCCUUUUUGGAACUGUGUAAAAGUAAAGGUUUUUUAGCUAUACUAAACAGACUUGGGCCUGAACUCUAAUCAGAGAUAUGAAGGAACAAACAUUUCCCCCAGUAUAUAUCGAAAUUUAAAUGGUGAUGCUUAUACUGAAUGGUCUACAUGAAUAAAAAGAAGUGCAAUUAGUAACUGUUGUUUAAGUUUCACCUGUGCUGUCUUAAUUUAUGUGUGUUUGGUAAAAUAUUCCUGAGUAGUGACACUGGGACUACACCCGGACAUUAAUAAAUAUAGCACAAUGUGUGAAUAUUGAUGACAGCACGUAAAACAGUUACAGCAUAUCGUUGACUAGCAACCCCGUUUAUGUACAGAAUCACACGGUGCACUAUUGUAGUCAGAGCAUAGUAAUUUUUAAUAAUGUUUUAAAUUAAUAACAGUGGUAUUUUAAGUUAAUAGGUUUCUUUAUAAAAUAAAAACAAUAGCCUGGUUAUUAACAUUUUUUGAUCUGUUUACAGUGUGUUAGGAAAGAUUUGUAAUCAAAAUCAAAUUCCCACCUAUAGUUUAUAUCAAGAUGAUUUGAUGUGCAUUUCCUAAGCUGAAUCUUCAUUAUUUUAUUCUGUAAAUUGGUAAGAAAGGAUUAAUUUUUAGCUACUAAAUACACGGUCAUUUAGCUAAGAAUUUACAUACAAAGGGCAUGUUUAUUUCAGUUCAGGCCUGGGUUAUAAACUCUAUUACAGGGGUGGGGAACCUGUUCCAUGGAGGGCCGGUGCGGGUUUUUGAGAUGACCUCUCCAUCAGCCAAUAAUAAAACAGUGGUUCUCAACUCCAGUCCUGGGGACCCACUGUUAUUGGCUGAUGGAGAGGCCAUCCCAAAGACCCGCACCCACACCGGCCCUCAGUGGAUCAGGUUCCUCACCCCUGCUCUAUUACAUAGUUGGAUUCUGCUUAACCAUCUGGUACUGGUGCUUUCACUUGUAACACCAUCAUGACUUUGACGCCAUGCUUGGACACAAUGAUAAAAAUAAUCUUUGUGGAGUAACAUAAGUUCUGCAAUGAAUCAAAAAUUCAGUGCAUUGGCCAUUAUUUGCACUGAUUCAUAAUCAGAGCUCUUUGUUUCCUUUACUUCCUUGUACAUUCCAUUAAUUUGUAUUAUUUUUACUUAUUUGGCUUUAGUAAAUUUGUAUCCACAUAAUAGACAUGGAAGAUAUGCCUGGCAAAUUUUAUUUAUACUAAUCUAGUAUGAAUCAUCUUUUAGAAGUAGGCUAAUUCCACAUUGUUUUUAAGACCUGAUUUUCUCCCAGUCUGUGACAAAGUUCUGUAUUGAUACUGUAUUUUUUUUCUUCUUUCAGAAGAACCAUCACAACACUGUGAUGUAGUGAUUUGGAAGAUAUUGACCAUUUUGUACUAAAUAGUUGUCCUCUAGGAUUAUAAUAGUGAGAUAAGUACAAAAACAGAUGAUGAAAAGGUUUGUGCAAUACAGACAGUUUAGAAGGAACAAAAGCAGCAAUGAUAACAAUUAAGUGAUGCUUACACCCAACUUCAUGAUGUUUACAGUAUUCAUCUUUGGAAAAGCAUAUUCCUGUUCACAAUAGUGUUUUUCUUAAUAAUUUAUUCAUGGUGUUUCAGUGAACUCACCUUUUCCAAAUAGCAUAGAUCGCUACUAACAGAUGUGAGUUACAAGAUCACCAGGUGAUAUUCACUAGGUAACUAUUAAUCUUUCCAUUUUACUGCUCUGAAAUGAUUUUCAAAGUGAAAGAGGUAAUUUACCCUGUUCUGAAGUGUUACCAAAAUAUUUUAAAAGACGUUAAUUAUUUUUAUAUUUUGGAAUGGGGCUGUAAAAAUUGUAAAGUUGUGUACUGAUAAGUAUUUACAAUCUGUGAUGAUGUGCUGAAACAAUAAGUUAUUAGUCCACAGCUCUGCUUCUAGAGUCCCCUGGACUAUGUUCACUAUAGUCUCUCAACUUGUUCAUUCAACCUUUUAAGUAAACUCUUUUGCUGGUUAAUUUUGAACAAUCUAAGAGAGAGAAAAGUAAGUCUAUUAUAAGUGAUAUCUACUGAGGUUCCUUGGUAACUUUAAAACGUACCAUCUGAGACCCAAUGACUUAAAAGUAAUAAAAAUAAACUACAAAAUGUUCAUUGCUGGUAAUGAAGCCAUUGUAAAACUAACUAAUUAAAUUCCUGUUUUGUAACUAAUUGAAAGACAUUAUGGUGUAAAAAAAUCAGAGGAAAAAUAAAAAUGUAAAAACAUUGCUA
Paramormyrops kingsleyae is the source of this 13975-nucleotide messenger RNA. It is a transcript of the gene wnk3, whose product is annotated as WNK lysine deficient protein kinase 3. Gene Ontology annotation, biological process: protein phosphorylation. Lineage: Eukaryota; Metazoa; Chordata; Actinopteri; Osteoglossiformes; Mormyridae. Gene Ontology annotation, molecular function: protein serine/threonine kinase activity; ATP binding. The record is from RefSeq and is a predicted model, not a curated record.